Molecule: messenger RNA, 1324 nt
Organism: Setaria italica (foxtail millet)
Lineage: Eukaryota; Viridiplantae; Streptophyta; Magnoliopsida; Poales; Poaceae
Product: thioredoxin H4-2
Exons: 5
Coding region: 517-921 (134 amino acids)
Source: RefSeq, a predicted model, not a curated record
GCCGGGUGGGGUCACGGACGGGCUCCGCGGUCACGCCUGACGCGCGAAGCCGGCCGGAACCAUCCAACACGCGCAGCGGCCGCCGCGUCGUCGACUCGUCGUCGCCGUCGUCGCCGCCGCCUCGCCUCGCGUCCAGAAACAGACACGAGCUGCCUAAUAUUCCACGCCCGGUGUCCGCACCCUUUCCCUCCCUCCCUAUCUCCCCUCCACCCUUCCUUCCCUGCAUCCACCACCUGAGACUCCUCGUCGCCCUUUUCCCUUUCCAGGAAUCACGCGUCACGAGCGGCCGCGGCGGCGGAUUAGAAACCCCCCCCCCCCCCCCCCCCCCCCUCCGCGCACCUACCGCCCGGGAUCGCGAGGGUUGGUUUGGGUUUGGAUCUCCUUGGUUUCGGGUCGAGUCAGGUUGUCUUGGUCCCCGUCCGCGCGCCGGCUCCCCUUGCCGGCCGAAUCCCCAGCUCCGUCUCCAGGCAGCAUUUUGUUUCAGUGGUGUGCAAGCUUUGCUGAUUGGAGUUCACAAUGGGAGGCUGUGCAGGGAAGGCACGUCGUGAUGACGAAGAUAAGCUUGAUUUCAAAGGUGGAAAUGUGCAUAUCAUAACAAGCAAAGAGGGCUGGGAUCAGAAGAUUGCAGAAGCAAACAGAGAUGGGAAAACUGUUGUGGCAAACUUCAGCGCUUCCUGGUGUGGACCAUGCCGUGUCAUUGCUCCUGUCUAUGCUGAGAUGUCGAAGACUUAUCCUCAACUCAUGUUCUUGACAAUAGAUGUCGAUGACCUGAUGGAUUUCAGCUCAUCAUGGGAUAUCCGUGCGACCCCGACCUUCUUCUUCCUCAAGAACGGGCAGCAGAUCGACAAGCUGGUCGGUGCGAACAAACCUGAGCUCGAGAAGAAGGUCCUAGCAGCCGCUGAUGGCAGUUCGAGCAAGUGACAGAGAACUGGACAAGCUUGGGCUAUCUAUGUGUACCAUCGCGCUUGUCUCUCCUUGUGCAAUAGUUUCCCAAUGUAUAGUUUGCUGUGUCUGUGUGCAAGUCCCAUGUGUCGUAGAGAUGAUGCUUUACAAUUUUGCCGCCGUGCCUGGUAUCGCACAUGCUCAUGCUGUCAAGUUAUGUGAACCUGUGCUUGCCGAAAUAGAAGAGAUAAAGGGGGGGAAAACCAGUAAUGUGAAGCAACCUGGACUAAGAGUUUUGCGACACAAUAUUGGUGGAUGGUAAUGUGCUUGGUUGGGAAAAUUGCUAUGCUGGUAGGGUUGCAUUUUCAGUUGUGAUGUUGUUGUAGUAAAUUUAUGAGCUGUUUUGUCUUUUGUUGGAACCUUACCAUCCUUAUUAUCUUUA